Molecule: messenger RNA, 297 nt
Organism: Ambispora leptoticha
Lineage: Eukaryota; Fungi; Glomeromycota; Glomeromycetes; Archaeosporales; Ambisporaceae
Source: the annotation of a GenBank genome assembly
AUGCCAAAUAUUUUAAACUCUAAAGAAAAAUCACCUACCAUUAGUGCGAAAAGACAUGAAGUUCUUUACCGUGAAGAUAUCAAAACUGCUUUUGGUUAUUCCUUAGUUGGAAUUGCUGCCAUGUUAGAUGCUUUAACUGGCUUUUAUGAAGAGCAAUUAAAGAAUACUGUGGAAAGCAAAACCACUGAAUUUAAGCAAUUAAUUCAAGAAAAUAUUGCUUUUUCACAACGAACUCAACAAGCCUUAGUAGCCAUUGCUUUAGGAAUCUUUUGCUUACUCUUGAUUGCUUAUUUUUGA